Messenger RNA from Arabidopsis thaliana (thale cress), 307 nucleotides. RefSeq lists its product as uncharacterized. The record is from RefSeq and is marked reviewed. The transcript has a single exon. The coding region runs from base 31 to 195 and encodes 54 amino acids. Lineage: Eukaryota; Viridiplantae; Streptophyta; Magnoliopsida; Brassicales; Brassicaceae.
AAGACUUUGAAUUGGUCUUUGUUUUGAAAUAUGCGUUCACGCUUAGUGGAAACAAACACAUGGACUCGUCUCGACGCUAAUUACGCGGACCAGAUUGUGCCACGCUUUAACGGUGCACGUUGGCUUUGUAUUCGAUGGGCUGAAACUUUUGCUGACUUUGUGUUUGGACCAAUCAGCCACUUGUUCACCAAUUAAGAUUAACCUUCUUUUUUUUUUAUAUAGAUUAUCGGCAUUUAUGUAUAUUUUAUACGAACUGGUAAUAAUAGUGCAUAACAAUUGCAACAAAACUACAAGCUUUUGGAACCCU